Marchantia polymorpha subsp. ruderalis is the source of this 2114-nucleotide messenger RNA. The record is from the annotation of a GenBank genome assembly. NCBI's taxonomy places the organism in Eukaryota, Viridiplantae, Streptophyta, Marchantiopsida, Marchantiales, Marchantiaceae.
AAAAGAGUGCAGGCCUCAUUUGCAUUGAACGCCGUAAGUUUUCACAAUGUAGACCUCCUACUCCAACACCUGUACAAAUUGUUUCACCCUUCUGAGAGCAGAGCGUGUCAGCCGACCCAACUCGGAGUGCUUUUGGUGGAACCCGGAAAAGUGUCUCGUGGGCCCAUCGUCGAUGCAAUUUCCAUGCCUCGAUGGACUUCAAAGGACAAACAAGGUAUUCGUCAUCAAUGUUGGGACUGUCAACUUGGCCGAUAGUGACUCGAAUGGCUGUGGGAAACAGUAAAGGUUAGAUGCUUCCGUUCUAUAAAAAUGAAGCAAAUGGCUUCGACUGAAAGAGAUCCUCAAUAGCCGCAUGCGCAUUCCAUCGAGAGUUGUAAUAGCGUGACGAAAGUCCCUCAGUCUCCUAGUCUGCAGCGAUGUCCCUGAAGGAAGUGACGACGCGUGGGUCGGACACAGACCGGACAGCCGUGGUCUCGUUUCUGAAUCAGAGGGAUAUUUCCAGAAGGAUUUGCCGCCUUGGAAGGUCAUGGGUUUCUCGAUCGCCCGUAGCUUCGUUAUGGAUUGUCAAAGUCUGCCAUGUGCUCUGUAGGCAUCUUGUGGAGAUAUCACACGAUGUUUGAUCCGCGCAGGCUGCCAUGAGAAUGCCCGCAUCAGAGAUGCAUAAAUGCUUGAAAAGCUCAAUGAUCGGAUCCCGUUGAGCAGAUGUGGCAUCACUUCAUGUAAUCUCCGAACACCCAUCCAUCCCCCUAACUACACCCGGCUAGGGGGAUGUCAGAGUGUCGGAGACUACAGAAGUCAUGGAACGGACCCCACAAGUCUGGACGAGAGUACAUGAUUUGGUAUGAAUCAAUCGUAGUUCAGGUUCUGGUACACCAUUUUCAUGACACUAUGUCGGAUAGGGGGCCAGGAAAAUAUUGAUUUUCCAGACCCUGACACAAAUGUCCAAGAUGAAUAUCAGCGGUGAGGUUGAUUGGUAGAAGCGUGGAUGCUCUUCAUACAGCUAGACAAAAGGAUGCACGUAUUUCACGCCAGUGAUUCAAGUGAAGCAAAUACGACGUGAUGGCAAGAGGUGUGGAGAAAUUAGAAGAUGGGGCGAUGAUGUGGCGACUAGAGUGGCAUUUGUGCUUCCUUAGUUCCAUCUCAGGGACACUAGUUCAUACAUAAGCCCAAGAGAAGAGUAUAAGACGUGAAAUAUCGGACCAUUCGUAAUAUUUGAGCACUACCAACAUUUUUUCCAUACAUCGCUGGCUGGAUAGUGCAUCCUGUUCCGGAACACAUCUCUGUUUGUUGUUGAAUAACAGUGUGCUAAAUGCGAAGGCAGGAUGAAGGAUGCCGAAUACAGACUUUCUGAUGCGACUCGAUGUUUAGGACUCAUGUAUAUAUUUCAGAACGGGCGCUGUGAGGAUGCUCUGGCGUCAGGAGGAGGGCUGUUUACAGAAGAUUCAGCAAAAUGAGUCUCAAACAAGUCUCAGCAGAUGUCUGUACGAUAGCUCAAAUGGGACGAUAUACACUUCAGCAUUGUAUCUUAAGCCAAAAUUGUCCUUUGGCUUUCUGACAAGCAGUUGCAUCACAUCCAACCUGGUUAAGAAGAUGCUUGUGGAUACUUCUGGUACAACCAUGCUGUAGUUUCUCAAAGUCUUCAUUUUUCUUCCGACUGAGAUUGUGAACGGAUAUUCAUGUAUUAGACGAGGUCGCAACAGAAAUAACUGCUUUCCGAACACACUGAGAUAAGAACUUACCUUUCAGACGACAUAGUAUAACUUUUUUUAAUCAACAAUGUGUAAGAAGAUGGAUGGAGGUUCAACGUACAGCCGUCCAUCCAUUGAGAGUUUCAGCAUUUUACGUCAUUAAUGUAGAAAUUUGUAAAAAGCUAAGGUUUCUAGGUUGCUAUUGUCCAAUGUGUGUACCAUAGAACUGCUUUGCAGCUGAGCAAGAGUGGUAGACUUAGUCAACAAGAAAACGCAUACGAAAAAGCUCAGCACAAUGUUUUCUUUGGUGACAACCUAUUAGAUCAUGAUAACGAAGUGAUCCCAAUCGUGUCCAAAUUGCGUUCGACUUGUACGGCUUUUAAACAGCUAAUAUCACUUCGAAGCCUUAUUAUCAGAGAAUUUUUU